AUGGACUCCAAGGACAAGAAACCUGAUUCUUCAGAGACACCGCCAGGCACCAAGCGUGAGUUAGAGGAACUACUAGGAGCCAAGCCACCAGACACCAAAGAGGAGCUCCAGGAGGUACAACAAUACACAAGAUACAAAUUUACGACACUCUCUGACGUCUUUGCUGACGACUUUGCCCAAUACGUCAGAGAGGACUUCGAGGUUCUUGACAAGGACGUCAUUACCACCCUACGAGAUUGCCUACGGGCCAAUGAAGCCUAUAUCAAGAAAGGAAGAGGACUCUCAAUGGCCAAAGAAUUAGCGAACGUAAUUAAGAAAGAGAUCCUAUGGCCACCAGACGACGAAGACCGUCCCCCACCAAAACCAUCUCAUUACUAUCAGCAACCUCUGGGACAACCACUUCCUCUCCCCCCGCAGCAGCCUUAUCAGCCUUAUCGACCGAAGAACACUGUUCCUCUCCCCCCGCAACCGCCUUAUCAACCAGAGAAUACCACUCCAGUCCACCCUCCCCCCACUCCAAUUAUCGAGGAUACCACUCCAGUCCACCCUCCCCCCACUCCAAGCGACGGCCCUCCACAUCAGCCUCAACAACAGCCUGAGGAUACCACUACGCUUCUUCCCCCUUUCACCACAAACUACGGCCCAGAUUACCGAGUCCCACACCUACUACCCUUACCCUACCAAGUUAUUCAAGACUUCGAGAUCAAGGAACAGGCCGUUGCAGAGGAUAUCAAGGAACAGGCCGUUACAGAGGAUUCUUUAAAGAGCACUACGAAGAAGAGUAUUACAAGCAGCAGCCCUAUCAACACGAGCCAACUCUCUGCGGUUUCACGUCCGCGCACUAUAUCGACUCUCAGAGAGCCUACUCUCAGCACCGCUCAAACUCAGCAUACUUUAAAUCUCGGUCCACCUUUCACCUCCCAGCAUACUCAUUUUCUCACUUCACUUUUCGCCUCCCAGCAUACUUAUUUUCUCGCUCCACCUUUCGCCUCCCAGUAUACUCAUUUUCUCGCCUCUUAG
Molecule: messenger RNA, 1020 nt
Organism: Letharia lupina
Lineage: Eukaryota; Fungi; Ascomycota; Lecanoromycetes; Lecanorales; Parmeliaceae
Exons: 2
Coding region: 1-1020 (339 amino acids)
Source: RefSeq, a predicted model, not a curated record